Orbicella faveolata is the source of this 1371-nucleotide messenger RNA. RefSeq lists its product as uncharacterized. The record is from RefSeq and is a predicted model, not a curated record. NCBI's taxonomy places the organism in Eukaryota, Metazoa, Cnidaria, Anthozoa, Scleractinia, Merulinidae. Gene Ontology annotation, molecular function: lipid binding.
GCGUCCAAUAAAACCCAAAUACGGUAAUUGUUGACUUCCGUAGAAAUCUUUUUACGUCACGCCAUCAUCGGCCAAUCUUACUUGCAUGACGUCACCAGAAUUUACACCUCGUGAAACAAGCUACGGAUAUAGACGACCGAGUAGUUUUUGCCUAUUUGCUGUAGUUUGUGCAGUGUAAAGGAUGGCUGAAAGUGACCCAGAUCUUUCAAACUCCUUUGGUGGAGCCAUACUUCAUGAGCCCCAACCUUAUGUACCGUCAAACCCGAUCCAUGAAAAUGAUAUUGAAAGACUUCUGUCAGUGGAGAGCGAGGUGAUGGAAGGAUCAUGGUCUCGUGUGAAAAAGACAAAAGAUGCUGAAGUCUGGAGAAGGGAUUCUAAUGAGGAGGGAUUUCCACCAAUUACAAAGGCUGUUCUACAACUGGAAGAUGUUCCUUUCAAGAAAGUGGUGAAGCUGAUGACAGACUGGAAGUUGCGUCAGGAAUGGGACAAGACUGCAGCUGUUGUGGAUGUUUUGGACAGAAUAGGAAAUUUCAAAGUGGUUUACAACCGCCUGAAGAUGCCGCUGUUUUGUACUAAGAGAGAUGCUGUGCUGGCCUCAUUAGAGCGUUAUGACUCAGACCAACACUGUUAUAUCCUGGCACUACGCAGUACUGAGCAUCCUCUUAUUCAAGAAACGCAGAAGUCAAGCUUUGUGAGGGCUGAGACCAUCCUUUCAGGCACAAUAAUACGACCAGUUGGGGAUGGUUCCCAGUCCUCCACUGUCACCAUCAUCACCCAGAUGAAGCUGAAAGGCUCUGCGCCACAGUUCAUCAAAAACAGCUACCUGGCUGGGAGCCCUGUGAAACGAAUGCAGCUGUUGAAGAAAUUCUACAUUAAACACCAAGGUGAUGAGGACAGCAACUUGAGUUUGAGUGGCAGCGAUAAGGACAUCAAGAUGAGUCCGUUCACCAGUCCUAAGAAGCCAAAGUCCACGAGUUCCACUGGAGGAAGUAUUGAUAAUGUAAUGGAUUAAUGUUAUUUAGAACUAUUUAUAGAAUCAAUUUAAUUGCAACUGAGGGUAGUAAGUAUUAUUUAUUUUGCACCAAUAUUUGUAAUGUUAUAAUCACGACUAGGGUGGUCAAAAACUUUUGAGGUACUGGCCUGUAGUUCUACUAUUGGAGUAGACGGCUGAUCCUGGGGGAGGACAUCCACAUAAAAAGGCCAGGGGUGCUUGCAUACCUUUUAGGGGUUAAAAAAAGCAGUGUUGGUACCUUUUAGGGUGUUCAAUCUCAAAAGGUCCAGCUGGAGCUUUUGUGGUGCCUUUUAGGGUAUUGAGGUGAAACAGUAUGACAGGAGAUAAUGUGUUAUGUAAGAAGUGGUUCCUCUUACUGG